Messenger RNA from Microthlaspi erraticum, 282 nucleotides. NCBI's taxonomy places the organism in Eukaryota, Viridiplantae, Streptophyta, Magnoliopsida, Brassicales, Brassicaceae. The record is from the annotation of a GenBank genome assembly.
AUGGGAUUCCAACUAAGGAUUCUUGUGGUUCGAGAGGAUCCAGCUACAGGAGAACCAGGAACGGAGAGCUUUCCCCCCUUUUCCGCCCCAACUCUUUCGAAUGCUGGGUUCUAUGGUCGGUCCGUGACCCCUGGAUACCGAAGGCGUCCUUGGGGUGAUCUCGUAGUUCCUACGGGGUGGAGACGAUGGGGUCGGUCCAUGGAUUUUCCUUCCUUUUGCCGCAUUUCGCUCAAAGGGUUGAAGGGAGAUAGUGCAUCAAGCUGUUCGCAAGGGCCAACUUGA